This is a messenger RNA of Cercopithifilaria johnstoni, 1548 nucleotides long. Lineage: Eukaryota; Metazoa; Nematoda; Chromadorea; Rhabditida; Onchocercidae. The record is from the annotation of a GenBank genome assembly.
AUGUUGAAGACUUCACCGUGUGCUCUUCUGCUGGUUAAUUCUACUAGAAGUUUCUGCUGUGAACAAACUCGUGAUGAAGUUCGUGUACGUUUCGCUCCUUCCCCAACCGGUAAUUUGCAUUUGGGUGGCCUAAGAACGGCACUUUACAACUUUUUGUUUGCUCGAUCUCAAGGAGGUAAAUUUGUUUUGCGAAUCGAGGAUACCGAUCAGCAACGUUUGGUGCCUGGUGUAGUGCAGCAGAUAGAAGCGACAUUGGACCGGUAUCAGCUUUUUCGGGAUGAAGGUCCUUCUAACAGUGGAAAAUUCGGACCAUAUUUUCAAUCUGAAAGAAAAGCGACUUAUCGGGAUGCUGUUGAGCAACUUAUUGAUAGUGGUAAUGCAUAUCGAUGUUUUUGUACGAAAACACGCUUGGAUAUGCUACGUCGGGAGGCGGUUAGACGUCAUGAAGUGCCCAAAUAUGAUAACCAUUGUCGUGGAUUGACUGAUGAAGAAGUUAAGAAGAAACUGGAGAGUGGUGAGAAUUAUGCUAUCAGAUUCAAGUUAGAACGAAAGGAAAUAUAUUUCGAGGAUCAAAUUUUUGGUGAAAUCACACAGAAUAGCAAUGAAGGAGAUUUUAUACUGAUGAAGACUGAUUCAUUUCCAACCUAUCAUUUGGCAAAUGUUGUUGAUGAUCAUCAUAUGCAAAUCAGUCAUGUGAUACGUGGUUCCGAAUGGCUUACAUCUGUUUCGAAGCAUGUACAACUUUAUCAGGCCUUUGGAUGGUCGUCUCCUGUGUGGAUUCAUCUUCCAUUGCUGGUGAGAAGUAGUAAAAAGAAACUUUCAAAACGUGACAAGGAUGCUUUUGUGGGAUUUUAUGAUAUCGACAGAGGGUAUUUGCCAAUUGCAGUGCUGAAUUAUUUAUGUCGAAAUGGAAGUGGUAUUAAAGAUUUCGAUGUAUCGAAGCUAUAUACGCUGGAUGAGAUGAUAAGAAAGUUUGACUUUCAUUUAAUUGGAAAGCGAAAUAUAACGUUAGAUCAAUUGGCUCUUGACGCAUAUGGUUAUAAAGCGAUUCAGAAUGCUGACGUUGAUGAGCAAUUGGUGCCAGAAAUUAUGAGACGUCUUCAGAGGACAUUUCCAGGAACUCCAGCAAAAUUGAAUGUCGAUCCCGAUUAUGUGAAAAAGGUGCUCGAUUUAUUCAAACGAAUGAAUCAAAAGUUAUGUUAUCUGGAACAGUUAACCGAUAGUGACUUCAAAUAUUACUUCUUACGACCAACUAGCCCGGAAAAAGCGGUUUCUUUGUUUGAUCCGCACAUGAUAUCGUCCAUUCUCAAUGGUUUUAUGGAUUGCGGAGAUUGGAACCUGGAUUACAUAAAAACGCUGGCUUCCACACAUGGUAUCGAAUGUGCCCAAAUAUUUCAAAUUAUACGUUUAGCAUUAAUCGAUUGCCAAAGCGGACCACCGAUUAUGGAGCUGUUUGAAUUCUUCGGAAAAAAUGAAUGUUUAAAGAGAUUUUCGACUAUGGUUGGAAUGUUAAAAGAAUCGAAUUUGUCAUCAACAUCAACAGUCUAA